AUGCAUUUGGGCUGCACUCACCUUUUCCAGGAUGCCAUCUUCAUCUUGUGGGCAAUGCCUUGCUACAGUGUGACCAUGGUACUGACCAACAAUGUCACUUACCUCGGAAUGACCAACUCUGGGGCAGAUUUAAGCUGGAGGAACAGAAGCAGCAGUGAAAUGCCUCACAGCCGAAGAAAGCGCUUUAUUUCUUUAAGUGACAUGACUGCAGUUUUGGAUUACCACAACCGUGUGCGCUCCCAGGUUUUCCCACCUGCUGCAAACAUGGAGUACAUGGUUUGGGAUGAAAGGCUGGCUAAAUCAGCAGAGUCUUGGGCCUCACAGUGCAUAUGGGACCACGGCCCUCCCCAUGUCAUGAAGUACAUGGGCCAGAAUCUAUCCAUCAGCACUGGCAGGUACAGAACUGUGAUUGAGCUGAUAAAAUCAUGGCAUGAGGAGAAGAACUCUUUCUCAUACCCUAACAGAUGCUCCGGCUCUGUUUGUACCCAUUACACACAGAUGGUGUGGGCCAGCACCAAUAGGAUUGGGUGUGCCAUCAACAGGUGUUCAAAUAUGUACGUGUUUGGGACUACAUGGGAGCAGGCCACCUUGCUCGUCUGUAACUAUUCUAUUAAGGGUAACUGGAUUGGAGAAGCUCCAUAUAAGACAGGAAAGCCAUGCUCUGCUUGUCCUUCUACUUAUGGUGGAUCAUGUCACAAGAAUCAGUGUUCCACUUCAAAACCCAGGAAGAAAUUCAAGAUUUUUUAA
Messenger RNA from Trichomycterus rosablanca, 747 nucleotides. It is a transcript of the gene r3hdml, whose product is annotated as R3H domain containing-like. The coding region runs from base 1 to 747 and encodes 248 amino acids. The record is from RefSeq and is a predicted model, not a curated record. NCBI's taxonomy places the organism in Eukaryota, Metazoa, Chordata, Actinopteri, Siluriformes, Trichomycteridae. The transcript has 5 exons.